Messenger RNA from Gongylonema pulchrum, 1389 nucleotides. Lineage: Eukaryota; Metazoa; Nematoda; Chromadorea; Rhabditida; Gongylonematidae. The record is from the annotation of a GenBank genome assembly.
AUGCGUUUUUUUUUUUCAGCUCUGUAUGUGAGAAGGAGCGCCAGAGAUGAUAAUUCCGCGAAUUCUGAAUCGUCGAAAAAGCCGCCCGAUGAUGACCAGAGGGGUCAGAAAUUCUUCAUCGGCUUAUUGCUGGGGACAGUUGUGGCCGUGGUGGUGAUGUCGGUGUUUAGUAGUCUGUUUCAAAAACGCAAUACAAAGCAGCUCACUGUUCACGAUUUCCUUACAUAUAUUGUGCCUACGGGACAGGUGGAGCAAGUAAUUAUCACGAAAAAUAAUGUUGCCCGUGUGAUCAUGAAGCCUGGUCCAAUGCAACAGAAUUUGCCGUUCAGCGAUUUGGCGUUCAGUAUCUAUAAUCCUCGUGUUGGCUGGCAGAAAGUAUAUAUGGUCACGGCAUCGGAUGCUAAGAAACUGGAGGCAGAUAUACGCGCCGUUGAAACUGCUGUGGGAAGGAGACCCGAUGAAUGGGCAGCGAUUGCUGUUGUCGACACAUCUAUGGAGGGAGUCUUAGACAUACUUUUGUUGCUGUUGCUGGCAGCGAUGUUAUUUGGCGCAAGGUCUAUUCCCUCAGUGAAAAAUUCUUUUCAAGAUAUGCUUGGCGUGAAAAUGAAGCUCAAUAUCAUCAAUCCCGGUGACAGGAAUGCACUGAAAACGAAAUUCAAGGAUGUGGCCGGUUUGCAUGAGGCGAAAGUAGAAAUUAAGGAAUUCGUAGAUUACCUCAAACAUCCUGAAAAAUACACAAAUUUAGGAGCACGUUUGCCAAAGGGUGCUCUGUUGACUGGUCCACCAGGAUGCGGGAAGACAUUUCUGGCGAAAGCUCUUGCGGCAGAGUCCUCGGUACCAUUUAUCUCGAUGAAUGGCACAGAAUUUGUCGAAAUGAUUGGAGGUUUGGGAGCAUCUCGAGUGAGAAAUCUGUUUAAAACGGCGAAGAAAAUAGCGCCCUGUAUCAUUUAUAUUGACGAAAUCGACGCUAUCGGACGCAGAAGAAGCCCGAGUGAUUUUGCUAGUGGUGGAAGCCGAGAAGAAGAGCAGACUUUAAAUCAGUUGCUGGUUGAGAUGGAUGGCAUCGAUAGUGGCCGCGGUAUCGUGCUGCUAGGCUCAACAAACCGUGGAGAUAUCUUAGACAAAGCUCUUCUUCGCCCUGGUCGAUUUGAUCGACAUAUUAUUAUUGAUCUGCCGACUGCUUUGGAAAGACAAGAAAUGUUUGAAAUAUAUUUGAGUAAAAUCAAGCUCGAUCGUCACCCGCAGUAUUACUCGAAGCGACUGGCACAAAUGACACCACGCUUCUCAGGUGCAGAUAUCGCAAAUAUUGUGAAUGAAGCGGCUAUACGAGCAGCUUCAUUAAAAAGAAAGCAAGUUACGGUAGACGAUCUCGACGCGUCUCUACAAAGA